AUGGAAAGCCACAGAAAGGAAAAUACCAAACACGCAAAUGAAUUGAAGUCAACAGGUUUUCCAAAGUCUGUGUCAGUCAGCUCAAUGUUAAAGAAGGGAAAACUAAUUAACCCGGAAACUGACAAUGUCACACUGAGAAUCGAAGAAUUCUCUAUUGCUGAUGAAAUGAGUUGGCUGGAACCCGUUAAUGUUAACAUGUCCGUACAGCGUAAACCAUUUGCUGAGGGCGCCUUUCGCAAAGCUUACAUGGCAAAGGCCCUUUACAGGUCUUCCCAAAGGGAUUGUGUUUUAAAGAAAUAUAAAAAGAGGAAGUGGAAGGAAUUACAAACUUGUUUGGGUCCAUAG
Paramuricea clavata is the source of this 345-nucleotide messenger RNA. The record is from the annotation of a GenBank genome assembly. NCBI's taxonomy places the organism in Eukaryota, Metazoa, Cnidaria, Anthozoa, Malacalcyonacea, Plexauridae.